Molecule: messenger RNA, 4831 nt
Organism: Paramuricea clavata
Lineage: Eukaryota; Metazoa; Cnidaria; Anthozoa; Malacalcyonacea; Plexauridae
Source: the annotation of a GenBank genome assembly
AUGUUUCAGUUGCAUUUGAUUUUAGAUGAGUUUAUACAACUAACAAAUGAGCACAUUCACUUGAGGACGGCACACUCAAAACUGAUGGGCUACUGGGUGACCGAAUAUGGAGGCUUAAAUGAAGUAACUCACAUGUGGCAAUAUGGUAAGCUAUUAAUCAGAGUACACACAUAAAAAUACAGAAAUACACAACCUGUUCCCAGCUGAUAUUGACAGCCUCGAACAAGGUUGUGCUGCAACCGAAUGAAAGGUGUAAUGAAAGAGGCAGAGAAGACCCUGAGAUGCUCUGGAGACUCCAAAUUGAUGAUCUAGAGACGCCAAAUUUUCAAAAUGUUCCCUAUGUUUAUCAAGCUUCUUCCUAUAUACCCCCAUGCAACCUCAUACUCAGACUCUCUCCUCCACUCCUUGCUGUACUUAUUUAGUGAGGUGGAACAUAGAGGAGAGAGCCUGAGUAGUAGGUUGGUAAAAACACAGUAAUAAUAUUUAAUAAAUAUCUGCUACCAUUUAUUUUCCAGAUAACCAUGGUCAUCGUACGGCCAUCCGAGCGGCUCUUGCAAGUGAUGAGAACUGGAUUGAUACCUACCUUUCAAAGAUGUUAACCAUGCUGGACAAACAGGUACGGUAACCCAUUAUCUUAUCGUGAUGUGAUAGUGGAUAAAAUUGGAAGCAUUUCAAGAUCAAAUGUAUAUAUUUGUUUUAGGAUAAUGCUGUCUUGUAUCCAUUCCCCUGGUACAAUGUGGUUGAGAAACCAAAUUUAGAACAAGGUAAACCAUUAAUUUAUUUUGGUGGUAUUACUGGUUUAGGGCAAUUAUGAGGGACGUGGAUGUUUUAGCCUAUUGAGUGCCAGCUCACUCUCCCCUUGAUUAGCAAAUUCUCCUAGUAUCAGACAGAGUAGGUAGGACACAAUGCCCAUGGAGUUCAACCUGAUCAAGUCAUUUGUUAGGGUGACGUGCUGCUUGCCACAUUAUUAAUACAUCAUUGAUGGAGCACAUGCAGCUUUGGUGGAGGCCGGGUCAAUUUGGGGCUAAUUGCAACCCACCCUGGCUAUACACAUUGCCUGUAGGAGAUAACCGGAAUAAACCCACAACUUUCAAUAGAAUGUUGACUGACUCUUCUCAAUGUUAUGAGUCUGCAGCGAGAAUCGUACCCACAAGGGCCCAAUGCCAUAAAUUAAGCCUUCCCUCUUUAAUGGCUGAGAUAAAAAUAGCUCCUGGGAGCUCAAUAGAGGAUUAAUUUUGCAGUAUUAUAUUUUUAAACUCAGGUGUUUAUGAGAUGCGACGACAUACAGUACUUCCCAGUAAAUUGGAACAAUUCUCUCACCGCUUCCAACAAGGUGUUGAAGAUCGUAAUAAAUAUUCCCAACUGAUCGGGAUUUGGUACAGCGAUUUUGGAGAAUUAAACGAAGGUAUAGGAGUGGUUGUGAUUGUAGAGUCCCCAUUGUUCUCAAUUGUGUACCAGUGGAACCAGAACAUGUUCCAAAUGCAUUGAGAAUGGAAUGAACUUAUCUUUCCCUGCAUUUUUCUCCUUAUAAGUCUAUCAUCUGUGGCAUUAUCGCAGUCCUGAUGAACGUUUAAAAAUCAGAGAAAAUUCAGAAGAGGAUGAGAUGUGGAAAGAAACUAGUAAGUUCUGGGCUAACUUUAUUCAUACUGGAUACCUCAAUCAAUUCUAAACAGUUCUCUCUAAAGGUCCAGUGAGUAUCAUCUUUUAUUGAUCCAGUGUUACUACAGGAGGAAACCCAAACUAAACUAACUUUCUUUAUACUAGAUAGCUCUAUCAGUUCUAAACUUUUCUUCCUAGAGGUUCAGUAAGUAUCAUCUUUUAUUGAUCCAGUGUUACUACAGGAAGAAACCUACUGUAAACUAAACUAACUUUCUUUACACUGGAUAGCUCUAUCAGUUCUAAACUGUUCUUCCUAGAGGUUCAGUAAGUAUCAUCUCUUAUUGAUCCAGUGUUACUACAGGAGGAAACCUAAACUAAACUAACUUAAUCUUUAUACUGGAUAGGUCUAUCAGUUCUAAACUGUUCUUCCUAGAGGUUCAGUAAGAAUCAUCUCUUAUUGAUCCAGUGUUACUACAGGAGGAAACCUAAACUAAACGUCUAACUUAAUCUUUAUACUGGAUAGCUCUAUCAGUUCUAAACUGUUCUUCCUAGAGGUCCAGUCUAAAGGUCAUCUCUUAUUGAUCCAGUGUUACUACAAGUGGAAACCUUAACUAAACUAUCUCUAUUUAUACUGGAUAGUUCCAUUAGUUCUAAACUGUUCUCCCUAGAGGUCCAGUAAGGGUCAUCUGUUAUUGAUACAGCCUGUGUUACUACAGGAGGAAACCUAAACCAAACUAGCUUUAUUUAUACUGGACAGCUAGCUCUAUCAGUUCUAAACUGUUCUCCUAGAGGUCCAGAAAGGAUCAUGAUCUCUUAUUGGUCCAGUAUGGGUCCAGUGUUACUACAAGAAGAAAUCUAAACUAAACUUAUAACUCUAUUUAUGCUGGAUAGCUUGAUCAGUUCAAAACUGUUCUCCCUAGAGGUCCAGCAAGUAUCAUCUCUUAUUGAUCUAAAAACUAUGGCUUUUUAAGAUAAAAUUCUUCUUUCUUUUUAAGUUCGUGAUUGCAAGUUGUUUUUGUCAUCCAUGAGUUCCAAACUGUUGGUUCCAACAAAGUUUUCACCAUGGAAGUAAAGACGAGGUACAAUUUUGAAUUCAGAUAGUUUUAGGGUAGAUUAGUAUGACCAUGCGAGUGCAAUAUACCAUUAUAAUAUCACAUUCAAACAUUUGGUUGUUAAAGGAUUGAUGGUUUCAUAAACAAAUAAAAUCCAAGUUAUUAUCUAUAUUUGGGUGGGAUUUCCGCUUCAUAAUUUUGGUUCAGAGUUCGGAGUAGUUGAUAUGUGAAUCGUUUCAGGCCUGCUUAGGAUUAUGUUUUGGAAUAUGUCUAACACAUAAAGAAAUAUUGCUUUAUUCAUACAUAAUCAGAAAAUGUAUUUAUAGUAGUGGUUAUGCACAAUUACAUAUUUUUCAAAUAUGAAUUUUUAUUAAAUUAACGUAGUUCAUAUGUGUUGCAAUUAGUAUUAUCAUGGAUAAUAAAAUAAAUGGAUAGGAAACUAGCUGACGUGACCUAUUUCAAUCAGCUGAUGGCGUGAUUGGAUGUUGAAACCACAGAAUAGAAAGUAAGUUAUAUUUUCUAUUCUGUGGUUGAAACCUAGUUGCAAACCAAAUUCUCAAAAACGGCAUGUUUAGCAAUAAUACAGCUAAACAUUUUUGUCAAGGAGCAAAUAAAUAUAACCACGCCAUUCUACGAUGAAAACUCUAAGUAUUCCCAGUCAAUUUUAGCAAAUAUUUCAAGCACUAUAAACAGUGAAAAAUACAUCGCAAAUUUCGUUAAAAUUUGUGACGCCAAUUUCGUAGCUACAAAUGUAAAAAAAAAUACAAAACAAAGACGAAAAACAUUUACCUUGAAUACUUUGUCGUGGUUUAGGCAUGUUUUUAAAACAAUUAGACCAGUUUAUGCUUCAAUAUCACCCUUUUAAUUUAAAGUGGAAAAUAUAGCAAAACAACAAAAAUGCCGAGAACUUUGGUAAUAUUCGCAAUACGCGUGACGUCACGUUUUUCAACAAGGAUGCAGUCAAUGACGUCAGGAAGUUUCCUAUCCAGUUAUUUUACAAUCCAUGGUAUUAUACAUUAAAUUUUACACACGUAAAAACGCACAAGUUGUUACAGGUCUGGAAAAAAUUAUUACAAAUCUGUUGACAAGCCGUCAACAAGUUGUGUUUGCAAGUGCUGCUUGUUCCCAGUUGUUGUAACAAGUUUGGAACCGCAAGCUGUUAAAAACUUAAUUGUAACAAGCUUGGUGGCACUAUCAGAUUUGUUACAAAGUUGUUCUUUCAAGUCUGAUACAGUCAUGAUAGAACAAGAAUGUUACAAGGUUGACCACACAAGGUUGUAACAAUAUUGUUAUCAGACUUGUUGUAACAACCUUGCAACAAAUCUGAUAAUAUCAACAAGCUUGUUGCAAGCUGUUAACAGCUUGUUCCAUACUUGGGACAAGCAGUGCGAACACAACUUGUUGACGGCUUGUUGGCAGACUUGCUACAAGAUGUGAGAUUUUUGCUUGUAAAUCUCACAUCUUGUAGCAAGUCUGCCAACAAGUUGUCUUCGCACUGCUUGUCACAAGUUGUCAACAAGUUUGGAAUAUUAUCAGACUUGUUGCAAGGUUGUUCCAACAAGUCCGAUACAGUCAUGAUAUAACAAUAUUGUUAAAACCUUGUGUUGUCAACCUUGUAACAUUCGUGUUAUAUCAUGACUGUAUCAGACUCUUUUAGAACAACCUUGUAACAAGUCUGAUAAUGCUAUCAAGCUUGUUACAAGUUGAUUUAAUUAACAGCUUUUUCUAAACUUGUUACAACAACUGGGAACAAGCAGUGCGAACACAACUUGUUGACAGCUUGUGAACAGAUUUGUAGCAACUUGUUCGCAGACUUGUAACAACUUGUGCGUUUUUACGUGUGUAGUUCAUAUGUGUUGCAAUUAGUAAUCAUACAUUGAAUCCUAUAUGGAGCUUUGAUGUGGUUUAUAUACAAUUCAUGAUGCUUGCAUGCCAAAGAACUUGUCCCAAAGUCCGUUUUAACUAAUCUUCAUUUGGAGUCAACUGCGAUUCCGCCUUUUCUUAUUGGCUUUUUCUUUGUGAGCGGAUUGAACUCGGAUUUAUCACCGAAACAUUUCGGGCAGAGCCAGUCUCCAGGUAGUUCAUCAAACGGAAUGCCUUCGUCCAAGUCACUUUUAGGAUCGUAAAUAUAACGACAUUUCUGACAUUUGAAUUUCAUUGUGUCCAUUGUUCAGUAAUCU